Messenger RNA from Misgurnus anguillicaudatus (oriental weatherfish), 2963 nucleotides. It is a transcript of the gene cyld2, whose product is annotated as cylindromatosis (turban tumor syndrome) 2. Gene Ontology annotation, molecular function: cysteine-type deubiquitinase activity. NCBI's taxonomy places the organism in Eukaryota, Metazoa, Chordata, Actinopteri, Cypriniformes, Cobitidae. Gene Ontology annotation, biological process: protein deubiquitination. The record is from RefSeq and is a predicted model, not a curated record.
GCAUAGAUAAACUCAUAUCAGCCCUACUGUUGUCAUUUAAUAAGAACUGCGCGUGGAUUAGACAUUCAGUUCUUAACAUGGAACUGAACGAAGACUUAAACAAAAGCUACUUUAUUGUAGUAAAAAGAAACAAGAAAGGCUUAAGCAAAGGUUGUAUCGGCCGUGUGGAUGCAGAGACACCCGAUGGAUAUCUCACUGGAGUGGUUUAUAGAGGCAGUGGAAGUUUAAAGAGUAGUGCCAGGGUGAAGAAGUGGGACACACACCCGCUGUCACGCCAUCAGGCUCAGCUUCUUCUGUUCGUUUCUCCCGCCAACAGGAGACUCGACCUCCUGUGUCAUCUUCAGCUCUUCAAGGCGAUCUGUCAACUCGCUUACGAUGAUCUUGUCGUGGUUAAACAUAAGAGGGACUUUCAGCCGUGCCUGGUCAAAAAAUUGAUGCAAAUCGGAAAGAGCGAUAAGGCAGGAGACUUAAAUAUGCUGGGAUUUGAAGUGGAAUUAAUGGACACUGAGCAAGAUAUUUUGACCAAGAAGACUGUCUCUCUGCCCUUGUUUAGUGCUGCAGACAUUGUUCAAGUGGUUCCCUCACAUUUAAACAACAGGCAACCACUGAGACUCAACACUGCUGUGGAUUUGAACAGGAAAGCUGUGACUCACAUUAAUUCUAUGCCAGCUCUCACCAUGAAAAAAGAAAGUAUACUACGUGAGGAGGAUAUGUCCAACGCCAUUCAGACCUCAAUCCCACCCUCUGAAUUUUCUAUGGGGGUGGGAUCCAUGGUAGAGGUUAUAUCUGAUAGUAGCACAACCGUAUAUGGAGUGAUCAGGUGGAUUGGCGUUCCAGAAGGAAAGAAAGAUUGCUGGGCAGGACUUGAGCUGGACAAUGAGUUUAUAUCUGGUUCAGAUGGUAUGUUUGGUAGCAAGCGGUAUUUUACCUGUAAAGAAAACACAGCCCUGUUUGUGCCAUUGACCCAGUGCAAACCAGAUAGUAGAUUACAGUUCAGUUUGGCUUCAAAGGAGAUCCCAGAACCACCAGAGACUCCAUCAGUCCUGGAGGACUCUGACGAGGUUUCUCGUGUUCCUCCUGUUAGUGAACCAGAGGUUUUGUCACGUCUGGUAGGCAGAAUGAGGGGAAUCCAAGGUCACUUUAACUCCUGUUAUCUAGAUGCUACUCUCUUCAGCCUGUUUACAUCGUCCAUCACAUUUGACAGAGUUUUCAACAGCACAGCGGACAGCGAGGAAGGCAUUUCACACUGUUUAAGACGUGAUAUUGUAAACCCUUUACGCAGGUCUGGCUUUGUUCCAGCAGAGAGUGUGAUGAACUUCCGAAAACAGCUAGGCUGCAAAUCUUUUGCCACGGAGGAGAAAGAUCCAGAAGAGUUCAUUUCUAUUCUACUGAAGGAUGUUUUACACAUAGACCCAUUGCUCAAAUUCAGGUCAUGUGCAGGACUGUCACAAGAUGCCUUUACACAUCAGAUAAUUGUAGACAAGAGUCAGGCCGGAGUGGUACCUUCAGUUCAGCAGCUUCUCGAGAUCUCAUUGGUGUCAAGUGAUCUCAAAUUCGAAGAGAUCCCAUCUUGCCUUAUAGUUCAGAUGCCACGGUUUGGAAAGAAUUACAAGAUGUUCUCUAAAAUCGUUCCCUCAACAGAGCUAGACAUUACAGACUUAUUGCAUUGUUCUCCCCGGGAAUGUUUUCUGUGUGGCUGUUUAGCUGACUAUGAGUGUGCACAGUGUUUGACAGACCAUAAGCUUCAGCCAGGAAGAAUCAAGCAGUAUUGCUCCACCUGCAACACACAGGUUCAUAUUCAUCCCUCCCGACAUAAACACACUCCUCACAAACUUACAGUGCCUGAUAAUCUUCCAGCAGAUGCACCUGUCCAGAGGACCACAUUGGAGCUCUUUGCAGUUCUCUCUAUUAACACUAGUCAUUUUGUGUCUUUCGUGAAAUACGGCCCAGACCCACGGUCCUGGAUAUUCUUUGACAGCAUGGCUGACCGAUAUGGUGACGAUAACAAUGGGUACAACAUUCCAGUCAUUAGGGCUUGCCCUGAGGUCGCAGACUUCCUUUCCCAGUCGGAAGAGGAGCUUGCCACAACAGAUCUGAAUCAUUGUACUGAGCUGGUGCAAAGACUGCUGGAAGAUUCAUACAUGUGUCUGUAUCAGAGCACAGAUGUACUGCCAGAAUCAUCAACGAGCACAGAUGUUUCCAUAACAGCCGUAUAAUAUCUCUGGACUGCUGUGCCAUAACAUCACAUAUUAAGGACACUGAUAUUUUGUUGGGACACUGUGUUCUCUUCGUAUUAACAAACUGUACUUUUAUUUUGUAAAGGAAAAUAUUUUCACAAAACAAAAGUUCCAGUUAUGUGUUUUGUAAUUUUAUCAGGCAGAGAUAUACAGUGCUCUUCAUAAGUAUUGGGGAAGUAAAGACAAAAUUGCUCUGUUUGCUGUGGAGACAAGACAUGAAUAUGAGGCAAAGUACAGAAUAUUACAUUUUAUUAACAUCUGAUUAUGUUUCAACAAAUAAAACAUUCUUUACCAACAAAGAACAACAACCUUACAACCUAAGAUUCCUGACUAAGAUUCAGCAAGACUGCAGAAGCAAUGGAUUAAAUUAAUACUACACAUUCUUUGCUUUUCAUGUGUGACCAAUUAAUGCACCAGAACACAGUUCAUCACUUAACACUUGUCAGAAAGUUGUCUUAAUAUGGUCACAUUAGAAAGCAGUAUAAAAUUUGUGUAAAUUGUGUAUGUAAGGUGAAAAAUGCCUUUUUUUUGUUAGACAUUUUCUUGACUCCACAGCAAAAAGAGCAAUUUUGCCUAUAUUGUCCCAAUAUUAUGGAGGGCACUGUACAUUUAGUAACUAUUUUAAAUGUUUGCUAAGGGGGAAAUAUAGUUUUAACUGAAACAGUUAUAAAUGUAAUCUUGUGAGAUUAUUAAUCUGUGUUUAUAUUUGUACAGAAAAUAUUUACU